Molecule: messenger RNA, 766 nt
Organism: Drosophila serrata
Lineage: Eukaryota; Metazoa; Arthropoda; Insecta; Diptera; Drosophilidae
Source: RefSeq, a predicted model, not a curated record
UCACUCAGUACCGACCUCGACAUGGCACACUUCCAGAUCCUAGGCGUUGCCUCCACUUUGCUGCUCCUGCUGGCCCCCACCUGGGCGGGAAUCAUUGCUCCGGCUGGCCUUAGCUAUGGCUACACUGGCGAUGAGCAUGCGGUGGCUCACACUCAGGCGAAUGUGGUGCGCAGCUUCGAUGGCACUGUUUCCCACUAUGCCAAGUCAGUGGCCACGCCCUUCUCCCAGGUGCACAAGCAGGACACAAGGAUCAGUAACAACGUGUAUCAGCCAGCGGUGGCCAAGGCCAUUAGCUAUGCUCCAGCUCCUGUUCCAGUUUCUAUUGGAGCUCCUGCUCAUGUAUACACCCAGCAGGCACAGCCGGAGCCAGCUCAUCUGUUCACUCAGGCUACGUCGGCUUAUCACCACCAGGCUGCUCCUGUGCAGACUCCAGUGACUUAUCACCAGGCUGCUCCUGUUCAGACUUACCAUCAGGCUGCUCCUGUCCAGACUCCAGUGACUUAUCACCAGGCUGCUCCUGUUCAGACUUACCAUCAGGCAGCUCCUGUCCAGGCUCCAGCGGUUUACCAUCAAACUGCCCAUGUGGAGAGUCCCUCUGUGUAUCAUCAACCCGCUCAUCUCAGUCAUCAGCCCGCUGUCAUCCACUAUUCCCCGGCGGAGACCGUGUCCCAUAUGAGCUUUGAUGGCUUUGGCACACACUACGGUUUCUAAAGGUUCUUAGUUUUAAGUGUUAACAAUGUUUGUAUUCAAACAGUGUUUAAAUAUA